This is a messenger RNA of Cherax quadricarinatus, 605 nucleotides long. Lineage: Eukaryota; Metazoa; Arthropoda; Malacostraca; Decapoda; Parastacidae. The record is from RefSeq and is a predicted model, not a curated record.
CCUUUAUUCCAAAGGAAAUCCUGAUGUGCCAUAUGUGUGAUGUGGAUAACUUCUACUCAAUCAAUUGUUAUCAAAAGCAUUUGGAAUCAAAGGCCCACAAGACAACUGCCCAAGCAUACCACGCCCAAGGUUCUGCUAUUCUUGAAAUCCUUAGGGCUGAAGCAAAGUUGGCUUCUCAGCGACAAAUUUUGAUGGCUUGGAAGAGUGGCGCUAGAGGGCGGAACCUGAUGAUGUGUGGCAAGUGCCAGUGUAGAAUUUCUGGUACUCUUCAAGAACAUAACAAGACAAUUGAGCAUAACUUGGUAUCUCAGUACCUGAAAGUUAAAUGCUGUGGUCAUGCAUACAACAUAAGAGGAGCUUUAGAGGAGCACAGACUCUCUCUGCUCCAUUUUAAAUGGCAAAUGGAGCUGGAACAGGAAAUUAAAGAAAUGGAAAAAAAGAAGAUGGAAAAUGAUGGCAAUAUUUCUGAAGAGACUAUAAUGAAGAUGUUUCAUGAUGCAGUAGAACAGCACAAGGCCAAUAAUUGUGAGGAAAUAAUGACUUCAAAAACACUUCCUCCCUAUGAUCCUGCUGUUCCUGUGGGUAAGUAACUUCAUUGCAGUAAA